This is a messenger RNA of Nematolebias whitei (Rio pearlfish), 505 nucleotides long. It is a transcript of the gene pvalb5, whose product is annotated as parvalbumin 5. NCBI's taxonomy places the organism in Eukaryota, Metazoa, Chordata, Actinopteri, Cyprinodontiformes, Rivulidae. The transcript has 7 exons. Bases 121 to 447 code for a protein of 108 amino acids. Gene Ontology annotation, molecular function: calcium ion binding. Gene Ontology annotation, cellular component: nucleus; cytoplasm. The record is from RefSeq and is a predicted model, not a curated record.
UCUUCCGAUCUGGGAGAGUCCGUGACUUCAGCACAAAGCGUGCGAGAGAGGCAGGGAUCUAUCUGCACAUCAUCUGCUCCAAGACCAACCUCACCCGCAGCACGGCAGCCUCAGAGGACCAUGGCAUUUGCUGGGAUGCUGAGCGACAAGGACAUCAAGGCUGCAGUUCAGGCUUGUCAAGCCCCGGGCGAGUUUGACUUCAAGCAGUUCUUUGCACAAGUGGGACUGACUGGCUCAUCUGAGGAAGACAGACAAAAAGUGUUCACAGUCCUGGACCAGGACAAGAGCGGCUACAUCGAGGAGGAGGAGCUGAAAUUGUUCCUUCAGAACUUCUGCUCUGAGGCCAGAGAGCUGACGGUGGCUGAAACAAAGUCCCUGAUGGCUGCAGGAGACAAAGAUGGGGAUGGCAAAAUCGGGAUGGAAGAGUUCUGUGAUCUCCUGAAUUAAAGGCAUCACAGCUGUCCACAGCUGUGUUUUUCUUUUUAUCAACCUAUUUAUCAACCGA